CAUGCCGUCAGAAGGUUUGACCACUCCAGGACACCAUAAUGCAAGAAGACCAGAGGGACGUCACAUCGUCUUUCAUUUCUGGAAACAUCAGUGCAACGGGUUGCCAUUAUGAUGGAGUCCCUCUCCUCGCUUUGCACCCCUGCUUUGGUGGUGGAUCUGGACAAAGUGAACAGAAAUGCACAGCGGAUGAUUGAACGCUGUCAAGAUUUGGGGGUCCAGCUUCGUCCUCACAUGAAGACCCACAAAACCCUUGAGUGUGCUGACAUUUUGACGAGUGGAUCACGGAGGUGCAUUGUGGUUUCCACACUGGCCGAGGCCUCUUUCUAUGCCGACCAUGGAUUUGAUGACAUCCUCUAUGCCUACUCUCUACCAUUUGAUAAGGUGGAGCGCUGUGCAGCACUGUCGGAGAGGCUGGAUCUCUUCCAAGUUUUACUGGAUCAUCCUCAUGCUCUUGAUCAGCUCAAAAAGAGACCACUGAAAGACGGUCGGCUGUGGCACGUCUGGCUCAAACUCGACUGUGGCAACGGGAGAGCCGGUGUCCUGCACUCUGAGCCUGAGGCGCUCAGAUUGGCUCUGGCCAUCGCCGGGACAGCGGGCAUGGAGCUCACGGGAGUGUACGCUCACUGUGGGAACACCUAUAACUGCCGAGGGGUGGAGCAAAUACAGGCUGUCGCAAAGGAAACCACUGAUUUGACCUUGCAGUUUAUGAAAAAACUGAGCGCUGCUGGCAUCACCUGCAAGUCCAGCAUUGGCUCCACUCCUUCCUGCAGCCACCCAGUCGAAGACAUGGCGCAGCUCAGUGAGGUGCAUCCUGGAAACUAUGGCUUCUAUGACGUGCAGCAGUCUGUGAUUGGCUCAUGUAGCCUGGAGGAUGUGGCUGUGAGGGUUUUGACGAGAGUCAUCGGACACUGUCCUCACAGGAACCAGCUCCUGAUUGACUGUGGAUGGACUGGACUCAGUCUAGAUGGAGCUGGAAAACUUCCCACUGGAUAUGCUGUGAUUGAGGGACACCCAAACCUCAAGUUGUUAUCUAUGACCCAGGAGCAUGGGAGAUUGGAGCCCAUCUCCGGUCCGCUGGACUACAGCAAAUACCCCCUGGGCUCUCUGCUCCAACUUAUCCCCUACCAUUCCUGUGCCACUGCAGCGAUGCAUCCUGUGUACUUUGUGCACUCUGAGGGCCGUCUGCUGGGGAAGUGGACACCAACACGCGGGUGGUGAACUAGCUAGCUCAAUGAACGCUAGAUGAUGGAAUUCUUGAAGCAACUCUUUUCACCUGAAGUUUAUUCAGUGUACGGGGAUUCCAAAACCUGUGUUUUAUUAACACAUAGUACUUUUGUAUACCUAUAGUUUGAAUAACAAAAAGCUCUUAGACUAUGUUUUCACCCCUCAUUUGAUCAGUCACCUAGCUGUGUUUAUUAAAGGAGUCGGAAUGACCAAGAUGGCAGCAAUUAAUGACAGUUUUCUGCUGCUGUGUGUGAGUACUCACUUCAGCCUGAAAGAAUAAAUACAAAUGCAAUGCA
Pungitius pungitius (ninespine stickleback) is the source of this 1520-nucleotide messenger RNA. RefSeq lists its product as uncharacterized. Gene Ontology annotation, molecular function: D-serine ammonia-lyase activity. NCBI's taxonomy places the organism in Eukaryota, Metazoa, Chordata, Actinopteri, Perciformes, Gasterosteidae. The transcript has 10 exons. Gene Ontology annotation, biological process: D-serine catabolic process. The record is from RefSeq and is a predicted model, not a curated record. Bases 109 to 1218 code for a protein of 369 amino acids.